AUGUGUGUAAGAUUAUUGGCCCCAAUGUCAAAUUGGAAUGUUCCUGAUCAGUUUUUGGAAUACUUUGCAAAAAUGAUGUUGGAUGCGACUCCUACGAAAGACAACUUGCCUACAAGUUAUUAUGAUGCAAAAAGGUUGGUGUCGAAGUUGGGUUUAGAAGUACGAAAGAUUGAUUGUUGCAUAAAUGGAUGCAUGUUGUUUUAUGACAAUGAGUUUGGUGUUAAUGAUGAGGCGCUGGAGGAAUGCAAGUUCUGUAAGAGUUUGAGAUAUCAAGUUCGUAGUAAAGCCAUUAACCGUAAACAAAAACAUAUAACAGUGAAAUCCGUGUUUUAUUUGCCGAUAAUACCAAGGUUAAAAAUACUGUUUGCUUCAAUGCACAAUACAAGUCAAAUGACAUGGCAUCAUACAAACAAAACAAGUUCAGACAUUACGCGACAUCCAUUUGAUGGUGAGGCAUGA
This is a messenger RNA of Lathyrus sativus (Indian pea), 459 nucleotides long. NCBI's taxonomy places the organism in Eukaryota, Viridiplantae, Streptophyta, Magnoliopsida, Fabales, Fabaceae. The record is from the annotation of a GenBank genome assembly.